Messenger RNA from Gigantopelta aegis, 1874 nucleotides. RefSeq lists its product as uncharacterized. The record is from RefSeq and is a predicted model, not a curated record. Gene Ontology annotation, cellular component: membrane. Lineage: Eukaryota; Metazoa; Mollusca; Gastropoda; Neomphalida; Peltospiridae. Bases 205 to 1200 code for a protein of 331 amino acids. The transcript is spliced from 3 exons.
CACAAAAAUAAAACAAUUAUUAUUGUUUGAGAAAAUGGCCGGAGCAAGUGUAAUUUCAUUUAGUAUACUGGAGAAUUAUGGCAUGUUAGUCUCAUGUUUCGGAACACGGUUAUUCUGUUACAGGCGGAAACGGCGGAUCUACGUGUGAUAACGCUCUGUUUAUUUCUCCACUUAAUACCGGACUUGUGAGAUGAUGUUGAAACCAUGAACAGCAGCGCGUCAUCGAACGAAACCUGGUGGGCGCGGCCUUCCUUCUGGGACAUCUACAGUGCUGCUGGUGGAAUUGGUGUAUUUAACACGGUGUUCAUUCUACUGACAAACACGUUGCUCAUCUUCACCAUCACAACCUCCAAGAAGCUGCGACUGCGUUUCAGCAACCAGCUGAUACUGAGCGUGGCUGUGUGUAACUGGUUAUACGGGGCGGUGUGGUGCCCAAUGAAGGUCGACUACAUCUUCACGCGCCAGUGGAGGUUCGGCUGCUGGAUGCACGUGGCGUACCAGAUGUACGAAGAAUACAUCCAGAUCUUCAUCACCACAUGGUUGAUCAUCGUCUACAACACGUGCUACAUCGUCGAGCGACGCAGGAUUCAAAAUCCAGUGGUUUCCAAGAACAAGGUCCUCGCCCUCAGAUUGGGAACACUCGCAUCUCCUUGGGUCGUAGCUGUUGUCGUCAUCCUCCCGCUGGCAAUGGCCAAUCUGCACCCGGUGUGGAAUCAGAGUGUCUGGACUGCCAGUUACUGUGCUGUGAUUCUGACGCGCUGGGCCGACAUCCUACUCCCCUGUCUCUGCUUCUUCAUCCCGGCCACAGUUCUGAUGCUCCAGACUUUGUACGUUUUCGUGAGUCUCAAUUCUGACAGUAGAAGUUCCGUGAGGACGACGCCCUUGAACAGAGCUAUCUCCAGGAGAAUCGGCGUCUGCGUCAUAGCUGCCAGUUUAAUCACGGUCCUCCUCUCUAUGGGCGAGCAGGUGUGCAAUCUGGUCAAAGAAGUCUACAACUGGAACAACAAACUGCACGUGAUCACGUGGCACGUGACGGACCUUUUGGCAGACUUCCAAAAAGUCGCGCUUCCGCUAGUGUGGAUUUUCUUGCCGGAGAUUAAGGAAGAGUUGGGAAUGAAAAUAAAAUGGCGUGUAGGAGGAAGAUACUUCGCAGAAGACGCUGUGGAAGUUACAUAUUAUCGAAAUUACGCCCACGAUUAAUUAUUAAGCAUUAUGAUGUCAUAAACAUUUAUACGAAGGCCAGCGUUAUUUAGGGACAGCAUUACUUGAUGACACGAAUGCCAGAGUUUUCAAGAUGGAAGUGUACCAGGUCAGAGUUCGAAGUGAUUAAGGAGUAAACCUUAACUAUGGCUGUGAUUGGUGGAUAUAUGUCUCACUGGUUAUUACCUGAACAAUUAUUACACUAGUGACAUUUUGUACUUGUUAAUAAUUGAGGUGGCAAUAAAAAAUGUGUGAGGAUCAGAAGGUGGGUACUGUAAACUUCCUGUAAGUCGUUAAAACAAUACGUGACAGCAGAGUUUCUUUGAGUAAUUUAUCAAUGGGAGGUACCAGACUGUCAGUGUAUAUAUUGGCCCAGUGGUUUGACACAUUGCUUCUGUUAUUUUUUAUUAAGAAUUGUUACUAUGGUCGUCAGUAGGAAUUUAUUAGGUAUAAUGGAACCUAAACACACACACACACACACACACACACACACACACGCGCGCGCGCGGAAAGAUAACUCUAAUAAUUACUGAUAACUGUAUAUCACAAGUAGGGAAUAUAUUAUGAUACAUAUUCAGUAUUCUCUGUAUUGUUCUAUAAAUCUGUCUUCACUGAUAUUGGCAACGUCAAAUUAUUGGGUUUGAUAUAUAUACUCAUCAAUAAAACUGCGACAG